AUGCGGCGGGUGCUGCAGGGGCUCGCGAACACCUGCGGACGCGCAGGGCUCGGGGUCGCCCAGGCCGCCCCCGAAGAGGCCCUGCGACCCUUCGGCCUCGCUAGCGCCUCCGUCACCCGGGCGGACGACGGCACCCUCGUCGCGGAAUUCAAGUCACGCGAGGGCGCCGAGCGCGCAGUGAGGACGCUGCACGAAACGGCCCUCGCAGGGUGCGACGCGACUCUCCGCCUCGACCACGCCCUGGCCGGCGCGAUCGACCCGGCCUACGUCCCGUUCUCGCGACCGCUCCAGGGCACCACCGGCGCGGACUUCCGCGCCGCCAUGCGCAGCGUCGCGCAGUCAACGGGCCUGCCCUGGCCCGUGCCGGCGACGGACCUCCUGAGCCGCAUCGAGCGGGGCGCCGCGCUCCCGGGCCCGCUCUUCGCCGCGACGGGUUCCGAGGACAUCGCGCGCGCCGUGAUCGCGCGUGCGCGCGCCCGCGACGCCAGCCAGCCGCUGUCCGCGGCCGCUGCCCGCGCGCUAGGGUACGCAGUGUCGUCUCUCGGGUGGCGGUCCUGGCACGACGCGCUCGCGCCCGGGACGGCCGCGGAGCUACUCUUCGCGCUGUCGCGGCUCGACGUGCGCGUCAACUCGACCAACGCGGGCUUCCUUGUAUCGCUCGAGCGCACGAUCCACGAAGGCGACCCGCGCACCCUAGAGCCGUCACAAGUCGCCAGCGCACUGCGCGGCAUCCUGGGCCUCGGAUGGGCCGGAAAUCACGCGCCCAUGGCCGCGCUGGCCGACGCCGCGCUGCUCAAGUGCGGCGCCAUGACCGACGAGGAGCUCGCGGGCGUCCUGCGGUCUCUCGGCGCCGUUGGCGUGCACCCAGGUCCCGAGAUCCUGUCGGAGUUCCUGUCGCGCGUGCGGGCGGCGGCGGCGCAGAAGGUGAAGCCCGGGAGCAAGGCGCUGCCGGUCGACACGUUCGGGAGCGUCGAGGCGUUCCUGGACGCGCUCGUCGGGGUGCUAGAGAUGGAGAUGGUGCCCCCCGAGCAGCGCGGCGAGCGCGGGCGGGCGGCGAUGGAGGCGUGCGGCCAGGACCCCGUGCGGGCGCGGGCGGCGCUGGCGGCGGAGGGGGCGCACUUGGAGGGGAUCACGAAGGUGUGGGGGCUCGCGAACCAGCUCCUGGCGGACGGGGCGGGGGUGUCGUCGAGUCAGGCGGCACUGGUGUCGUUGCACUGGGUCGUCGCGACGGGCGCGGCGCUGCGGGAGGCGCACGAGCGCGGGCUGUCGUCGCUCGACCGCGGCAUGUUCUCGCACGGCCAGUGGUGGAUGCGCGCCCCGGGGCAGUGGGUGAAGAGCUCCGCACGCCUGUGGUGGGGAUACAAGAGCAUGGCCGACGCGAUGAAGGCGUUCGAGGUUGGCGUCAGUCUGGCGACGCGGCGCCAGGCGGAGGAGACGUGGCUCAAGUGGUGGGGCGACCGCAGCAUGCGCAUGCCGACGGAGGACGCGGCGCGGCAGCGCGAGGCUCGGCAGUCGUACCGCGCCCUGCUCACGGCCGCCACGCACCUCCUGAAGCAGUCCUUUCCUGACGCAGCGGACGGAGCGCUGACCGUCACCGGCGGCCUCGACUCCGGCGCCGGCUGCGUCCAGCAGCGCUCGCCGUUCACCGCGAACCGCGACCAGCGCUUCGACAUCGUCCCGCGCACGGGCGACAAGGCCCCGGUGCCGCUCGACAUUGUCGUACUGGGCGCGGAGGGCACUGCGUACGAGGGCGUGCGCGCGGCGGUGGAGCCGGACAUUCCGCACCGCGACUGCCUCCCCCGCUGGCCGUCCAGGACGCUCGGCCGCUUCACGUGGCACCCACUCGGCCGCCGCGUGCUGCGUUGCGUGCAACUCGAGGCACGCGGCUACCGCCCGUUGCGCCUCGACGCGGCACUGUUCCGCACGGGGCACGAGUCCGCGCGCCGCGACGCCGUCCGCGAGGCCCUGCGCGCCGCCGUGAAGGAGUCGAUGGAGGGCGCCGGGCGUUUCGCGGAGGCGGAGGCGGUCGGGACGUACGUGGGUGCCAUGCACUCGAGCACGGUCGAUCUGGACCCGUUCGGUCCAGGAGGGCGCCGACACCCGCUGUACAAGCCGAAGUACCGCCGGCCGACGUACAACGACCACAACAGCUGGCGCAGGCACCUGCGCGAUCGCUGA
Molecule: messenger RNA, 2178 nt
Organism: Pedinophyceae sp. YPF-701
Lineage: Eukaryota; Viridiplantae; Chlorophyta; Pedinophyceae
Source: the annotation of a GenBank genome assembly